Molecule: messenger RNA, 1372 nt
Organism: Camelina sativa (false flax)
Lineage: Eukaryota; Viridiplantae; Streptophyta; Magnoliopsida; Brassicales; Brassicaceae
Biological process (GO): base-excision repair
Molecular function (GO): DNA-3-methyladenine glycosylase activity
Source: RefSeq, a predicted model, not a curated record
AAGAAUGUUUACAUAUUGCCCUUACUUCAACUCUCCUUGCCCUUCACAAUUAUAUAUAUACGUACACAAUCACUUCUCUUCUCUAAUUCAUCACCAUCGUUAUCUCAACCAUUCUCUCUCUCUCUCUCUUCCUCUUUACUAAUACAGCUUCCAUCAUCCAUAAUAUCUUAAGAAUUGAUAUAAGAGAAUAUGAGCAAUACGGAGGCAAUCAGUUUGGCCAAAAGAGGAAUGUUGCCGCCAAGUAAUUGCAAUCGUCUAAUGGACCGAUCUGAGUCCCUCAAGAGAGACAGUGUGAUGAGCAAUAAUGGUGCUGCCAAAACGAGAGGAAUCUUAGAGCGCAAGAAAUCAAAGAGUUUUAAGGAAGGAGAGAGCUAUUCUUCCUGGCUCAUAACUGAGGCUCCUGGAAGUAUAGCAGCCGUGAGGAGAGAACAAGUGGCGGCACAACAAGCCCUAAGGAAACUAAAGAUUGCUCAUUACGGCAGAUCCAAAUCAACCAUUAAUUUCACUUCUUCUAAAGUCGUCCCUCUUCUUAUUUCUAACCCUAACCCUCAUCCUCAGAGGUGCAGCUUCCUCACCCCCACUUCUGAUCCUAUUUACGUGGCCUACCAUGAUGAAGAAUGGGGAGUUCCAGUUCAUGAUGACAAGAUGUUGUUCGAACUGCUGACCCUCAGCGGGGCACAAGUAGGCUCCGACUGGACUUCAACCUUAAGAAAACGCCAUGACUACAGGAAGGCGUUUAUGGAGUUUGAGGCGGAAGCGGUUGCCAAACUCACCGAGAAAGAGAUGAGUGCAAUAAGCAUCGAAUACAAAAUAGAGAUGAGCAAAGUGAGAGGUGUUGUGGAGAACGCUACAAAGAUCGUAGAGAUCAAGAAAGCGUUCGGCUCACUAGGGAAAUACCUUUGGGGAUUUGUGAACCACAAGCCCAUCUCCACGAACUACAAGAUUGGACACAAGAUUCCGGUCAAGACAUCGAAGUCUGAAAGCAUCAGCAAAGACAUGGUUCGUAGAGGCUUCCGGUUUGUUGGUCCAACUGUGGUUCACUCAUUCAUGCAAGCCGCUGGUCUUACUAACGACCACUUGCUCACUUGCUGUCGCCACAUUCCUUGCACUAUCCUCGCAAACAAUCCCUAAUUAUUAAAUUUUUAGUUUAAGUGAAAGUGUUGUUUUCAUUUAACUUUCGAGUGCAAAAUAUAGGUGUAGGAAAAAAGAUAUCGCGGGUUUUUUUUUUUUUUUUUUUUUAAUUUGGCUAUGUAAGAUAAGCCUCGUUUGAUUAUUUUCUGUUGUGUGAGGUUUUCUAAAAUCACAUGUAUAAGGUUUUUUUGAUGUAUGUGUGGUGUGACAAAUUGAAAUAGUAAUUGAUUUUCAUUGGAUU